CUUUUCCUUAGAAGGCGAAGCCCCAAGCCUCGCCUCUUGCCGGCAGAGAGCCGCGCUGUGCGCUCCGCGCGCCCCUCGCCGCCGCCGCACCCCCAGGAGCGCAGAGCCCCGCGCACUCGCGCACCAGCCGGGCCCGGGCGAGUGGCGGGCGCGCGUCCUCGCGGCUCUGGAUGGAAGGAUCGAGGUCGGCGGAGACCACGGCCAGCAGGUCCUGAGGCCAGAGCCCCUCCCCGGCCCCGCGCCCGCGAUAUGCCGCGGGAGAGGUGCCGCGCCCCUAGCCCGUGUCCCCGCCAUGGAGGUGCUGCGGCGUUCCUCGGUCUUCGCCGCAGAGAUCAUGGACGCCUUUGACCGCUCGCCCACCGACAAGGAGCUGGUGGCCCAGGCCAAGGCCCUGGGCCGGGAGUUCGUGCACGCGCGGCUGCUGCGCGCUGGCCUCGCCUGGAGCGCGCCCGAGCGCGCCGCUCCCGCCCCCGGAGGCCGCCUGGCCGAGGUGUGCGCGGUGCUGCUGCGCCUGGGGGACGAGCUGGAGCUGAUCCGGCCUAGCGUCUACCGCAACGUGGCCCGUCAACUGAACAUCUCCCUGCAAUCUGAGACCGUGGUGACUGACGCCUUCCUGGCUGUGGCGUCCCAGAUCUUCUCUGGAGACGCCAUGAAUGUGUCCCUCAGAGGAGCCAUGGCACAGGCAGCCCGUAGCCAUCGGCUAGCGGACACGUGCGCCCCAUGCGGACACCCGCGACUGCUUGGAUGGACCCUGCGGACCUCAUGUCUGGUGUGGGGAGCCCGAGUCACUGUGGAGCGCUGGCCGGAGCCCUUUCCUAGCAAACACCGGGAGUGGGGAAUCCACAGGCCCAGGGAACGGAGGCGUGGCUGUCGGGCCCGGGAAGGGGCCCAAUGGCAGGCAUCACAUGGGGCAAGGUGGUGUCCCUGUACUCAGUGGCGGCAGGGCUGGCCAUCGACUGUGUGCGGCAGGCCCAGCCCGCCAUGGUCCACGCACUUGUCGACUGCCUUGGAGAAUUUGUGCGCAAGACCCUGGCACCCUGGCUUCGAAGGCGUGGCGGAUGGACCGAUGUCCUCAAGUGUGUGGUCAGCACGGAGCCUGGCUUCCGCUCCCAUUGGCUCGUGGCUGCACUCUGCAGCUUCGGUCGCUUCCUGAAGGCCGCCUUCUUCCUGCUGUUGCCAGAGAGAUGAGCUGCUGCUUCGGGCACAGGCUGAAGCCAGGCACUCCGACCCAGGAGGCCCUGGGCCCUGGAGAGCACCCAUGUCCUCCUCGACCAGGCUGGGAAGACUCCGACACUCAGAGCCCUGCCUCCAUGCUGGAGGCCCUGCCCUGAGCCCCUCGCCCUCAGACCCAGGCUCUCUGGAAGGGGCAGCAGAGGGGGCCUCCCUGGCCUGGAGCUGGGCUUCAGUGCCUCCCCCGUUGCUCCCCUUCUCUUGGAAAUUCUGCUUGUCCUCUUUCUGGAGCCAGAAAAUCAGGGUCACCUCCUGGGUCCAAAAGGAAGGGAGCUGAGAACACUAGGUUCCACUUGAUGCCUGGGUCUCCUCUGUGAAGGGGGACCAUGUCAGGACAUGAGCUGGCCUUGGUCCUUGUGGGGAGUGGGCCCUGCUCAUUCAGUCAUAAGGUGUCACUGGCCUGGCCAAGGGUGGAGGAGCCAUGGGGUCUUACUGACCUUGAAGACAGGGCAUAAAGUGUAUGUGCUGGUUGCUUAAUCUGUUUCUGGAGGGAGCAGUGUGUCCCCCUCCCAUGGCAGGAUCCUUGUGUGGCAGGGACCAGGGGCACGGGGCUCCAAGCCAGCACACUGACCUGAGUGCACGAGCCCAUAAACAGAAAGGUUGGUGUGUGUGUUGAAUUCCAAUAAAGUUUCACGGCUAUGGAGGGGUGAC
This is a messenger RNA of Mustela erminea (ermine), 1881 nucleotides long. It is a transcript of the gene BOK, whose product is annotated as BCL2 family apoptosis regulator BOK. Gene Ontology annotation, cellular component: mitochondrial outer membrane. Gene Ontology annotation, biological process: extrinsic apoptotic signaling pathway in absence of ligand; regulation of apoptotic process; intrinsic apoptotic signaling pathway in response to DNA damage. The coding region runs from base 293 to 1153 and encodes 286 amino acids. Gene Ontology annotation, molecular function: protein homodimerization activity; protein heterodimerization activity. NCBI's taxonomy places the organism in Eukaryota, Metazoa, Chordata, Mammalia, Carnivora, Mustelidae. The record is from RefSeq and is a predicted model, not a curated record. The transcript is spliced from 6 exons.